UAUCUCUACAACAGUCCCUACUUCCGGUCUCUACUUUAUUGAGCAGGGGUUAUCCCAAUUUUCUAGGACUAUAGUUUUUACCGUCAAUUCCAGCAACAUCCGCUACUCCUAUUAUGAUAGGUGGAAGCCAUCUGUCAGUCACUUAUCCACCCUUUCCAUUAUUACAUGUGGGCCCGGUAGUCAAGCUUAUCUCCUCCUCUUUUUCUUCUCUCUCGCUCCUUCCUCUCCGCUGGCCGCCGCAGACUCCGCAGCACCUGGGCAGCCUGCUCUUUCGCCGACGAGGCCACGGGCGGGGUAAAUUCAGCGAGAAAGGAGGGGCGCCGACAGCAGCAGCUCGGUCGCGCGUGAUCUGGCCUUCCACGGUCGGAUCGAGAGGGGCGUCGGCGCGCUGCGGCUCCUCCAUGCCAGCAGCCGCAUGAAUGCUGGGGCAGAGAGGGGGGUGGCGGUGCGAAUCGAGCUUGGAGUUGAUCCAGGCGGCGGCGCUCGAGCUCCCCCCGGCGGCCGGUAGACUCGGCUCGGCAACGCUGGUCCGAUGGCGGGGGCUCGUGGCCUCGUGGGAAAGCGGUGGCGCGGCUUGAUUUGGGUGGCCCAUGCUGUGCCCCAUUCGUCGCCGGCAGUCCGUGCCGUGUUCAUGUUGCCCGCCAGGUUGAGCACCUCGAGGUGCCGCGGCCGCUAGACUUCGUGAGGAAUCUAGCUGCGGAGCUGGGGGAGGGAAAGGAGAGGACUUUGAGCUCGGUGCGACGGUGGCACAACCAGGUCAAGACGGGGGCGAGAAGGCCAUGAGCUGCGGAGCUGGGGGAGAGAAAGGAGAGGACUUUGAGCUCGGUGCGACGGCGGCACAACCAGGCCAGGACGGGGGCGAGAAGGCCACGACGCGGCAGGAUCGCGCGUGGGGGCUGGAGCUUAGGGCGACAGCGGCGGGGUGCUGCAGCUCGAGGGACAGCAGGGUGCUUGAGGUCGGGGACGGCGGGAGCGCAGGUGCCGCAGCUCGAGGGCGGCGGGUGCUCGAGCUCGGGGGCGAGGGCGGCAGCGGUGCGGCAGCUUCGUGAGUGCGUGCGCGAGAGACGAGGGAGAGAAGAUGCUGGAGGGGUGGAUUUGAGAUCCUCUCUACUAAAGGGACUUAAUUAGAGAUUUUGCUGGAGUGAGUUUUCCAGGCUUGAUCCCUAUUUUAUAACACUCGUAUACAAUCUCUCUCUCUUCUCCUCUAUUGUCCUACCGAGCCCUUCAAACACUGUUUCAUAACAGCACCGACGCCAGUGCUAGUGUCAUGGAGAUGGAGCAAUCUAUGGAGUAAUCUGACAAGAACACUUUAACACCGUUUUGAGUUGACAGGAACACUUUUCUACUUUCCGACGGGGCGGCUGAUAUAUAAAUCCACAAGACUUAGAGCAUCUCUAAAAGACUUUCUAUAUCUUUUCUCAUUAUUAAAAAUAGAGAUUUUGAUAAAAAAUAUCCUCUAAUAGCUUCUCUAGAUAAUUAUUUAAAUGUAGGCAUCUUCUAUUUCGUAUUUCUCGCUGAUAAAACUGGAUAACGAAAAUAACUUUCUAUGUAUAUAUAAGUAUAUAUAAGAUAUAGAGAAGAUAUUGGAGAAUGAAAUAUAUAAAAAUUAAUUUUUAUAAAAAAACUCUUUAAAUAAUAAUAAUUUAGAGAGUAAAAUUUAGAAAAACUGCUCCUGCGUUCUUCUCUUCGUCAAAAUCCACGGGAUCUCUGUCAUUGAACGCGACUACGCGAAUCUGGUACGCAGCUCAACUCCUCGCGCCGCCCAGCAAAGAGCCCACAGCCAGCCAAGAAACCGAAUCCCGAACCAAGAAUCCCACCCCACCCCCCGGCGAUGUCGGCGUCGGGCGGCGAGGAAAGGGACCGGUCCCAGCCGGUGGUGCUGGUCACGGGGUGCUCGGAUGGCGGCAUCGGCCACGCGAUGGCGCGCGCCUUCGCGGCGGCCGGCUGCGCCGUCGUCGCCACGGCGCGGUCGCGCGGCUCCAUGCGCGACCUCCAGGGCGACCCGCGGUUCCUGCUGCUGGAGCUCGACGUGCGCUCCGAAGAGAGCGCGCGCGCCGCCGUGGCGGACGCGCUGCGGGAGCACGGCCGCAUCGACGUGCUCGUCAACAACGCCGGGGUCCACCUCGUCGCGCCGCUCGCCGAGGUGCCCAUGGAUUCCUUCCACCAGGUCUUCGACACCAAUGUCUAUGGUGCAAUGAGGAUGAUUCAAGCUGUUAUGCCUCACAUGAUGGAAACAAGGAAAGGUACAAUUGUCAAUGUUGGAAGUAUUACUGCUUUGGCACCUGGACCAUGGGCUGGUGUGUAUUCAGCGUCAAAAGCUGCUCUUCAUGCAUUGAGCGAUUCACUAAGGGUUGAACUAAGAAGCUUUGGCAUAAAUGUGAUGAUUGUUGCCCCUGGGGGAACAAAGUCGAAUCUUGGGGAUAAAUCUGCAGCUAAAUAUGACCAGAUGCAUGAGUGGAAGUACUACAAGAAGUACGAGGAGUCGCUCCGAGCCAGGACCGACGUUUCCCAGGGCCCUGGGUCUACUCCAGCAGAAGAGCUUGCAAAGAAGGUGGUUGCGCUGGCUCUGAAGAAGAACCCUCCAGCUCUGUUUGCUUACGGCCAGUUCACUUCUAUUCUGUCCAUGCUGUAUUACGCGCCUCUAUGGUUUAGAGACUACUUCUACAGGCUGGUCAUGAAAUGCUAGUGCCUGGAAGUAUAGGAUGCUUGUAUAUUGCGGCUCAGGCCCAGUUCAGUCCGUAGUUCUCACAGUAUUUAUUAUAUUUGUAACAGAAAUUCAUACACGUUGAUAUGGACAGCUUUUUUUUGUUGCAAGUGAAAAGCUCUCCUGGUUUCUGUGUGA
Panicum hallii is the source of this 2842-nucleotide messenger RNA. Its product is annotated as short-chain dehydrogenase cctT. Gene Ontology annotation, molecular function: oxidoreductase activity. Gene Ontology annotation, cellular component: endoplasmic reticulum. The record is from RefSeq and is a predicted model, not a curated record. The coding region runs from base 1832 to 2686 and encodes 284 amino acids. The transcript is spliced from 3 exons. NCBI's taxonomy places the organism in Eukaryota, Viridiplantae, Streptophyta, Magnoliopsida, Poales, Poaceae.